CAGAUCCUCUUCCUUGAUCAGCUGACAGUGAGUGAGAUGCCCAGCUGAAGGACCUGUGAAUGUUAAACCUACUAUUUUGAGCUUCAUAUAUGGGAAGCGGUGUCUGUUUUACCGACUUAAACCCCGUGAACACAGUGUUGAGACCGUCAGGCUCAUCGUGAUUUCUCUACACCAGCGGCCGGUUGGAUAAACUUCCUGUGGGCAGCCAUGACAGAGUUCUGGUUGAUCUCUGCUCCGGGAGAGAAGACCUGCCAGCAGACCUGGGACAAGCUGAUGGUGGCCACCUCACGCACCAACGUUCUGUCCACCAACCACAAGUUCAACAUCCCCGAUCUUAAAGUUGGGACUCUUGACGUUUUAGUGGGCCUGUCGGAUGAGCUCGCUAAGCUAGACACUUUUGUGGAAAGUGUGGUGAAGAAGGUUGCUCAGUACAUGGCUGAUGUUCUGGAGGACAGCAGAGACAAAGUCCAGGAGAACCUACUGGCCAACGGAGUCGACCUGGUCACCUAUAUUACCAGAUUUCAGUGGGACAUGGCUAAAUAUCCAAUCAAACAAUCACUAAAGAACAUCUCUGAGAUCAUCUCCAAGCAAGUGACUCAGAUAGACAACGACCUGAAGGCCAGAGCUUCAGCUUACAACAAUCUGAAGGGAAACCUGCAAAAUCUGGAGAGGAAGAAUGCAGGGAGUUUGUUGACCAGGAGUCUGGCUGACAUAGUGAAGAAAGAUGACUUUGUGCUGGACUCAGAGUACCUGGUUACCAUGCUGGUGGUUGUCCCUAAGACGGACUACUCUGACUGGCAGAAGACGUAUGAGACGCUGGCAGAGAUGGUUGUACCUCGUUCCACUAAGCAGCUGUUUGAAGACAACGACAGCGGCCUUUUCAGUGUCACCCUCUUCAGGAAGGCUGUAGACGACUUCAGACACAAAGCCAGAGAAAACAAGUUUACAGUGCGUGACUUCCACUACAAUGAGGAGGAGAUGAAGGCAGACAAAGAGGAGAUGACUCGUUUGUGCACAGACAAGAAGAAACAGUUUGGCCCUUUGGUGCGAUGGCUGAAGGUGAAUUUCAGUGAGGCUUUCAUCGCAUGGAUUCACAUUAAAGCUCUGCGUGUGUUUGUUGAGUCAGUAUUGAGAUACGGGCUGCCAGUUAACUUCCAGGCCAUGCUGCUUCAGCCCAACAAGAAGAACAUGAAGAGACUUCGAGAGGUGCUGAAUGACCUGUACAAACACCUGGACAGCAGUGCUGCAGUCAUUGACGCUUCCAUGGACAUCCCAGGUCUGAAUCUGAGCCAACAGGAGUACUACCCGUACGUUUACUACAAGGUCGAUUGCAAUCUGCUGGAUUUCAAAGUCUAAAAACGUGGCCAUUACCUUAAUAUGCUGUAAUGUUUUAAUGUGACAUGCAUACUUUUACAAGCUUUGAUUUAUUUUGUCUUUUGCCCUAUUUUUCCUGUUUGUUUAUCUAUUUUUAAAUUUUGAUGUUUUCUUGUACAUUUCUAAGUCGACAUAUCAAUUAUGUCUUUAUGGUAAGAAAGCAAAAAGGGUCAACUCUACAGAUUUCUGUUGUUUGCUCUUUGCUCCUUGUUGUAUGUCAAUCGUCUCUCAGUCUACUCUCAGGAGCACUGGUGACAUUCCCUUUUUCCCUUAAACAUGGGUACACUUGUGGGAGAUAUGAGAAUACGGUUAAAAAUACUGAUUUAUGCCUCAGAAUGAGCAACCAUGUUUUGUUUGCUUGUUUCUUUCACAUGUGUUGUGUUUAUCUGUCUCAAAUAGGUGUUUACCUGUUUACAUUUACAAUUAAACCACUGCAUUCCUUCUUCUGAUGUGACGCGUAAAGCACUGAGACCAAUCAGUUUACAAAGGGGCAAUGUUGCUUUCUGUAUACUCCACUGAUUUCUUCAAAGAACAUGAACAAUAAUAUAUGUGCUAAUGGUGUAUUGCUAGUAUGAAUGAAAAUAAACCACCUAUUUAAAAUUGAUGUGAAAAUAAAUGCAACAUGUAAUAUAUACAGUUUUUUGGGCUCUAUAAGGCCUGUAAACCUGCUGUGAUGUGAAUAAAACCAUUACAAAUGA
Molecule: messenger RNA, 2072 nt
Organism: Girardinichthys multiradiatus
Lineage: Eukaryota; Metazoa; Chordata; Actinopteri; Cyprinodontiformes; Goodeidae
Gene: atp6v1c1b
Product: ATPase H+ transporting V1 subunit C1b
Exons: 13
Coding region: 208-1356 (382 amino acids)
Biological process (GO): proton transmembrane transport
Cellular component (GO): lysosomal membrane; vacuolar proton-transporting V-type ATPase, V1 domain
Molecular function (GO): proton-transporting ATPase activity, rotational mechanism
Source: RefSeq, a predicted model, not a curated record